CCGUACACCGGAAGUAGCCAUAGCUCGCACAACAACAGGUCAGUCGCGAGUCAUGCAAAACGAAAUUAUAUAUGUUCCGAGGCAUAAAGGGAGAUAAGAGAUGAGUGGGAGUACUGGUAUUACAUGUGAACAUCUGAAGGAAAAGCUGACAACAGCAAUUGGUGCAACAAAUGUCGAUAUAACAGAUGUGUCCGAUGGAUGUGGAGCCAAAUUCGAUGCUGUGAUUGUGUCACCUCAGUUUGAAGGCAAAAAGCUGCUUGCCAGACAUAGAUUAGUGAACAAUGCUCUGGAAGAUGAGAUGAAUAUCAUUCAUGCUUUCACCAUGAAGACUUACACACCAGAUGAGCAACGGAACAAAAUCAAUGACAAUAAAUGAAAAACUUUUUAAAACUUCGCUCAACAAAUUAAAACUGACUUUGCAAAAUGUGGAGAUCUCUUUAGAUCAGAUCGAGGGUUGGAUAAAGAGAGGUUGUAGAAAAAAUAUUGCAAAACCUUGUAAAACCUCGCCCAACAGAAGCUGCAGUGCUCUUUAUUGUAUAUCGUUAUUGUAGUUCUGUUGUCAGAGGGCAAAAAGUAUGCUGACAAAGUUGAAGACCUGAUAAACAUGUUCAAACAUUGUCAAGUGUUUAAAUAUUUUGUCAUUUGUGUAUUAAUGAUGUAUAUCUGUAGAUAUACAACACUUGUCUGAUGAAUUCUUAGUAAUUAUCUUGACUCCUUAUUGAUAUUGUAUAUCAUUAGGCUGGUUCCAUCGAUCAUGUGUCGGUGUACAAUGUUUAAAGAUUCUUUAUACCAGUAAUAAAGAACAUUUUGAAGUUUU
Pecten maximus is the source of this 817-nucleotide messenger RNA. RefSeq lists its product as uncharacterized. The transcript has 4 exons. Gene Ontology annotation, biological process: intracellular iron ion homeostasis. Gene Ontology annotation, cellular component: nucleus; cytosol. Bases 101 to 376 code for a protein of 91 amino acids. Lineage: Eukaryota; Metazoa; Mollusca; Bivalvia; Pectinida; Pectinidae. Gene Ontology annotation, molecular function: 2 iron, 2 sulfur cluster binding. The record is from RefSeq and is a predicted model, not a curated record.